AUGCAAGCAUCGUCUCACCCCUCUCCUCAACUCAUCUCACCUCACCCCAGUGAUGGCGCGUUCUACGACGACCCAGACGCGGGCGGCAGCAUUCGGCAGCUGCUGGCGAGCAAGUACGAGGCGGAACGCGCGCAGGGCAUGAAGCGAGUGCUGGCGCUGCUGGCCACAGGGCACGACGCGUCUGAGUUCUUCACAGACGUGGUGAAGCUGGUGAUCACCCCAUCGCUCCCCAUCAAGCGCAUGGUCUGCUCAUUCAUCGCCCACUAUGCUCAACGCCGCCCCUCGGAAGCUCUAAUGGUGAUAAACACGCUGCACAAGGACCUGGGGGACCCGGACGCAGCAGUGAGAGCGCACGCUCUCCGCGCCAUUGCCGCCAUGCGCCUGCCGGCAGCGCUGCAGAUCGCGUGUCUGGCCGUGGGGCGGGUGGCGAGAGAUCCCUCUGCUCUCGUGCGCUGCACCGCUGCUCUUUGCCUGCCUGCUGUGGCCGCCGUGGGGGGAGAGGCUGUGCAGGAAGAGGUUGAGGAGCUGCUCUCCGUGUUCCUAUCAGACUCCUCCCCCUCGGUGGUGGGAGCAGCAGCAGCCUCAUUCUCGGCCAUCUGCCCCCACCGCCUCUCCCUGCUGCUGCCGCGCUUCCGCUUCCUCUGCCACCUGCUAGCCGACCUAGAUGCCUGUGGGCAGACCACUCUGCUGGGCUUGCUGCUGCGCUGCGCUGCUUAUGCGCAUGUGACGGUAGGGAGGGGCAGUUUGGGAGGGAUUGGCGGGCGAGAGGGAGUGGGAGGAGGAGCGGAUGGAGGAAGCAGCGGGGGAGGAGAUGGGGGUUGGGAGGGACGAGGAGGAGGAGCAGCAGCAGAGGAAGGUGUGAAGGGCAUUCGUCCUCCUUCCUCUUCUGCGUCCCUCACCCGUCACAUACCUUCAGACGUGCAGCUGCUGCUGCGGUGCUCCCAGGCGCUCCUACACAGCAGCAGCAGCAGCGCAGUGGCAGCAGCGGCGACAGUGCAAUGGGAGCUAAACCCUAGUGAUGCUGACGUUGGAACACUCGUUGUGCCGCCGCUGCUGUUUCUCCUUCGCUCCACGCCCCAUGCACAAAUGCCUGUCCUAACCAUUAUAUCCACCAUGGCCCAUCGCCGCCCAUCCAUCUUCGUGCCCUACAUGCACCUCCUCUACCCCUCUGCGGCCGACCUGCCCCCUCUGCGCGCUCACAAGCUCGCCCUGCUGCCUCUCCUCGCCACGCCUGCCAACGCCUCUGCCCUGCUGCUAGAGCUCCAGGCCUGCCUUCGUUCAGCAGACGCUACGUCUGCCUGUGCCAUCAUAGCAGCAGUCACACGGGUGGCUGAGAGCGUGCCAGAUGUCGCAGCGUCAGUGGUGGAGGGGCUGGUGCAGCUGGCAAUACAGCGCGGCUCCUGUGGUGGUAUCAGCAGCAGCGGUGCUGCUGGUGCUGCUGGUGCUGCUGGUGCUGCUGGUGAGAGUGCAGAGGCAGGGACGACAGGAGAACACGCAGGGGAGGAACAGGAGGAGGAGUGUAAGGAAGGCGGGCAGCAGGAGGGGAAUGGACAGGAGAAUGGGCGGGAGGAAGGGGAGGAGGAAGGGCAGGGGAAUGAGGAGAAGGGUGAGGAAGGGGAGGAGGGAGAAGAGGAGGAGGGGGAGGAGGAGCUUAGGAUAGAGUUGAGGGCGAUGCAGAGUGGUGUGGUGCUGGAGGCUUUACAUGGAGCCAAACGGCUGAUUGAUGGAUGUCCCACUGCACACAGCAAGGUGCUACUCCGGCUGCUCCUAUCCCUCCCAUCCAUCCACCCACCUGAAGCCACGGCCCUCAUUCUCUCUCUCCUCGCCCACGCCGCCCGCUCCUUACCCCCCCUCCUCCUCGCCUGCCCCACUGCUCUCUCCCUGCUCCUCCCCUCCCUCCCCUCCCAACCGCCCUCGGUCAAGCUCCAACUGCUCAAUGCUGCCGCUAAGGUGUACCUUUUGAUUGCAGCUCCACAUGUCACCAACUCGCCCAUCCCCUUCACAGCACCAGAAUCCUCUGACCUACAAGCAGCGCACACCACCAUAGCCCACGUUCUACUCUCCGCUCUCUCCAUCUGUGCAUCAGACCCCUCCUCUGAUGUGCGGGACCGCUGCCGCUUCCUCUCCACCCUCCUCUCCCCACUCCUCUCCUCCACUCUUCCUGCACACGCCAAAGCCCCUGCUCCUGCUGCUGCUGCUGCUGCCGCUCCCGCCGCUGCUGCUUCUACAGAAUUCUCUGCCAAUUCAUCUGGAGGCGAGGGAAGUCAAGCAUCAAGCAGUCAAGCAGCGAGCAGCCAAACAGGCACACAGGGGGGUCGAUCCCUUGUGCUGGCACUGGCGGAAGUGAGAGAUGGUGGUGACCUGGCGUCGUGGCUAGGGGAGGAUGAGGAUGGGGCAGGGAGAGCAACAGAUGGCGGGGUUGACGGUGGUCGUAGUGCGGUAGAUGCAAGUAACCGGGUGAAUGAGCAACAGACAGGUGCUGGGGGGUCAAGAGGUGGCGGUGGUGGUGAUGAUGCUGGAGUGGGGGAGAGAGCAGGGGAGGGUACACGGCAGGGAGUAGUAGGUAGGGGGGGUGGAGUGUACGCAGUUGGGCAAGAGGUGGGGAGUGUGAAUGUCAGGGCAGGCGGAGCUGCUGCUGCUGCUGCUGCUGCUGCUGCUGUUGCUGGUAACCGGCAAGAGGUUGAGGGUUUUGAGGCUGCUUAUCAGCAGUUUCAGAGCAAGCGGAAUGUGGAGGCCUGGUUGGAGGACUAA
Closterium sp. Naga37s-1 is the source of this 2751-nucleotide messenger RNA. NCBI's taxonomy places the organism in Eukaryota, Viridiplantae, Streptophyta, Zygnematophyceae, Desmidiales, Closteriaceae. The record is from the annotation of a GenBank genome assembly.